AUGAGCGGCGGGGCCGAGGAGGAGGCGGCGGCGGUGGCGGCGGCUGGGGCUGAGGCUGAGGCCGAGCGGCGGGUCCGCAUCGUGGUGGAGUAUUGCGAGCCCUGCGGCUUUGAGCCCACGUACCAGGAGCUGGCGAGCGCCGUGAAGGAGGAGUACCCCGACAUCGAGAUCGAGUCCAGGCUGGGGGGCACAGGUGCCUUCGAGAUAGAGAUCAACGGGCAGCUGGUCUUUUCCAAGCUGGAGAACGGAGGUUUUCCCUACGAGAAGGACCUGAUCGAAGCGAUUCGCAGAGCGAGGAAUGGGGAACCGCUGGAGAAGAUCACCAACAGCCGCCCCCCCUGCGUCAUCCUGUAGCCCUGCACCCAGCUGGGAUCUCCCAGUGCCCUCGGCGUCCCCCCGCUUUGCUCCUUACUGCCUUCGUUAGCUUCCUGUAUGACUGGGGAUGGCGGGGGAGACCGGGGAUGUCGAAGGAAUGCGAGAGCGUAAGGAGCCUCCUAGGGAAUGCCACCACUGCAGCACUGGGGGCGAGAGCUGGGAUGGGCAGAGCUGUGGUACUGGUGUCACUGAGCCGGCUGUGCUGGGGGGGGCAGUUCUGGCCCAUCUCUUUGGGUCGUGUGCCUGACCUGCUGUGGGGUGUAGCUGCGGCCUGGCGUGGCUCCCCUGCCUGCCUUUGCCUUCCCCCUUCCUCUGCAUUUGCCUCCCCCCAUGCCCAGCAGUGCAGGGGGGUUCUCCUCUCCCUCAGCCUCUGGGGAUUUGGGGGCCCCCCAUGAACGCUCUGCCCAGCCCUUGGGGGAGCCAGGUUGCACAUUGAAGGGAACUUUGCAGCUCCAGACCUUCCAGCAGGUUAAUGCAGAGAAAAAAACCACUCGCUGUAAACUUUAGCGUGAUUUGUUAAUGAUUAAAGUCUCUCCUGUCACUGUUUAAACCAGUGCAAGGGCAGCGGGGACCGGCUGCCCCGGCUGGGCAUGGGAACCCCGGCUUGGCUCCGUCCCCACGGCCAAGAGGUUUAUUUAACGGCUGUGAGCUUCCCCCACCUCCCCGUUCUCAGGCUGUUGGCUCUGGCUUUCCACUUGUAAUGACUCUGCCCUUCGCCACGGGGUGGCUGAGUUGGCGGAGGGGUCCCCUAUUUAUUCUAUACUGUGUAUAAAC
Molecule: messenger RNA, 1149 nt
Organism: Haliaeetus leucocephalus (bald eagle)
Lineage: Eukaryota; Metazoa; Chordata; Aves; Accipitriformes; Accipitridae
Gene: MIEN1
Product: migration and invasion enhancer 1
Exons: 4
Coding region: 1-354 (117 amino acids)
Biological process (GO): negative regulation of apoptotic process; positive regulation of filopodium assembly
Source: RefSeq, a predicted model, not a curated record